AUGGUCCUCCAAGUCCUUGGGGAUGUUUGGGCGAAAUUGCGGCUCUGGAAGGACGAGGACCCUCCAAUAUCCUUCGUCGUCCUCCCAGUCGAUAUCAUGAACCUCAUCUUCGACUUCCUCCAAACUAACGGCACACCAAACGAGCAUCAACUCGUAGACUUGUUGUCGUUGUCGCUUACUUGCCGAGAUUUGCGCUUCUUGGUACUACCGCGCCUUUUCCGCAGGAUAAGCAGCGAUAACGCAAGUCGCGACUCAGUGUGGCCAAUUUCGCUCUGGCCAUUCUUCCGUACUCUCCAGCUGCACGAUAGAGACCAAAUCAUCUUCCUUUCCUCCGGAAUGCUCUCCGCUUUGUCGAGCAUGCCGGCCGUGACAAAAAUUGUGUUGUCGACAAAAGCGGUCGUGCCCGCAGAGUUUUUUGUGGCAGCUUCCGCUAUCGCAACGCUACAAGUUCUAGAACUGCGGAAAGUCAGACUGGACGGGCAAAUGCCCUCUGUGCCACUCACCUUCCCGUCUCUUUCGAACCUCGUCAUCUCCAUCGUUGGACCACAAGGCGUCACUCGUGUUGCGGGUAUUGAUACUGAACGCGAAAAAGAACGCAUUGUUUCUUUACUCACAAUUGUGGCGCCGCAACUCGAAACGCUGGCUAUCUCUGGAGAACUCCUUUCACCGCCGAUAUGCGACCUUGCAUGGCCGAAACUACGCGAAUUCACCGUCACCGAGCACACGCCCAUACCCUAUAUUCCAACUCCUCGACUUUUAGCACACAUGCCAGCGCUCCAUUCUCUAGCACUCUUAUAUACGAUGGACAUAUGGCGCGAUGAAGUUGCGACGUUCAAGCUCGGCACAUCAGUCCAUGAUCCACUCAUAAAUUGCUCUCCCAAUCUAACCGCUGUCACUCUGAGCAACAUGGGUUUGGAUGACCCCAUUCUCGACCAAUUACCCCCAUUGUUAGAUGGCUUAAGCCUUGUGCCAAUGUGGGACCUGCACAAUCACUUGCCCUACCACAACGCGUUUGGUGAGGUUAGAUUUUUUCGAGAAGAUGCUAUGAAUCUUGUGCGCCGUCUCUCUAGAUUCAACCACCUCACGAAAUUGGAGUUUCUGGUCCUCCAACAACAACCUCGGCCACCUCUGAUCGACUUGGUUGCAACGUUGUUCCCUGCUCUGCAGUCGUUGCAUCUCGGCUAUAAUGUCUACAGAGCAGCUGACGUUUAUCUCAUUGAGAUGAGUGAUAUGACCUUUAUCUCUUCAUUGCGUGGAAUACAGAAUCUACGACAUCUGAAAUUUUCUCUGGACAUUUACUGGUCAGAGGCAGACCGCGGGGCGCCGGCAACAGCAGCAUACAUACUGCUCCAACAAAUUCCAACCCUGCAAACGGUGUCAUACAGAUGGAGACAUUACUCCAUGGCCUCGCGCAGCGGUAUUUGGUAUUCAUGGGACCGGAGUGUCCUGUCGAAUCCAAUACCGCCUCAACUGCGUCUAGCGCUUUCCGGCAGAGAGGCAUAA
Messenger RNA from Mycena indigotica, 1503 nucleotides. RefSeq lists its product as uncharacterized. Lineage: Eukaryota; Fungi; Basidiomycota; Agaricomycetes; Agaricales; Mycenaceae. The record is from RefSeq and is a predicted model, not a curated record. Bases 1 to 1503 code for a protein of 500 amino acids. The transcript is spliced from 3 exons.